Molecule: messenger RNA, 1300 nt
Organism: Tripterygium wilfordii
Lineage: Eukaryota; Viridiplantae; Streptophyta; Magnoliopsida; Celastrales; Celastraceae
Product: ER lumen protein-retaining receptor erd-2.2-like
Exons: 6
Coding region: 233-1057 (274 amino acids)
Biological process (GO): protein retention in ER lumen
Cellular component (GO): membrane
Molecular function (GO): ER lumen protein retrieval receptor activity
Source: RefSeq, a predicted model, not a curated record
CACUCCAUUCACACGUGUCAUCCCCUAAUUGGACAAUACACAAAUUUCCACGUAACAUGCACUACCCUCCAGAAUUGGAUGCUCUCCUCUUCGUGUCUCGUUUUUAAACAAUGACGUCUCCCCUCCCUGGGUCUCCUUCCGCCGCCGUGGACACAGCAAAACCCCCCACCAACUCUCUCUCUUUCUCUAUCUCUUUCAGUACAUCAGAGUUUGAGAGUAAAAUAUAAAAAUAAUGGGAAUAAAGGAAAACUACUCACCAUCAGCAGUGAAAAGGGUGAUUGGAUGGGUGAGGGGGCAAUCGAAGAAGGUGAAGGUGUAUCUUGGAGUCAUGUUGACUCUGAUUUCACUGGCGGCCAUGGUUGUGUUGGGGAGAUAUGGAUGGCUUGUAUUUGUCGGAGCUGCGGCUGUACAUGCUGUUGGGAUCUUGGUUCUGACUUACAAGCUUACCAUGUACAAGUCCUGCUCUGGUCUUUCGUUGAAAAGCCAAGAACUCACAGCGAUAUUCUUAACUGCAAGAUUGGUCUGUAAUUUCUCGAUUGGGCCCAACAUACAUACAGGACUUGAUAUUGCCUCCUUAUUAUCAACUGCCUGGGUUAUAUACAUGAUAAGGUUCAGGUUGAAGGCAACCUACAUGAAGAAGCAGGACACCAUUGCCAUAUAUUAUACGGUAGUGCCCUCAAUUAUCCUUGCAAUUCUUAUCCAUCCUCACGCAUUCCGUUCCAAUUUCAAACAAAUUCUUUGGGCAUUUAGUGUAUACUUGGAGGCUGUAUCAGUGCUGCCACAGCUUCGUAUGAUACAGAAUGCAAAGAUGAUUGAACCAUUUACAGCACAUUAUGUCUUUGCCUUGGGUAUUUCAAGAUUAUUGUCUUGUGCUGAUUGGAUCUACCAGAUUUAUCUUACUCGUGGGAGAUAUUUUUUCUUGAUCGGAUACGGAAAGUUUUGGUUCCCCAUGGCCAUUCUCUCAGAAUUUAUCCAAACAUUCAUUUUGGCAGAUUUCUGUUACUAUUACACCAAGAGUUUCAUGGAGGGCCAAACUGUGAUGAGGAUGCCUGUUUAAAAAAAAUAAAAAACAUAUACUAAUGUGGGACAUGUAGAGGGUUAAAUUUAUCCCGUUGGUUUUACUUGUACUGGAUUCUUAAGUCAAAUCUUAUGUUGGCAUGAAGAAGUUUGGAAUCUUCUUUGCUGUGGAAUAUUUCCCCCUUUCCCAUAUAUUUAGUUUCAUAAUAAAGUACAAGAAUACUGAAGUAGGAAGCAUGAUUUCUGAAGAGAAAUGAAAGAAAUUAAAGUGGCAAGAAACAAA